Molecule: messenger RNA, 6485 nt
Organism: Lepisosteus oculatus (spotted gar)
Lineage: Eukaryota; Metazoa; Chordata; Actinopteri; Semionotiformes; Lepisosteidae
Gene: mocs1
Product: molybdenum cofactor synthesis 1
Biological process (GO): Mo-molybdopterin cofactor biosynthetic process
Molecular function (GO): cyclic pyranopterin monophosphate synthase activity; metal ion binding; 4 iron, 4 sulfur cluster binding
Source: RefSeq, a predicted model, not a curated record
AGAGCUGUUAUCAUGUGUGGGUGCUGCUGGCCACUUUUGGCACUUUUCAGUGUGCGGUCCUCCUGUUUUGGAUGCCAGUUUGAACGAGGAGCGAUGGCUCUGUACGGUAGCAGGUGCUGCCGCUUUCUCCUGGCCAGACAAACCCAGGCCGGAGUCCGGUCACCUGGGCUUUUGAAACGCAUAACCCGCUGCUAUCCGGAGAAGAUGCAGAGUUCGUAUUCGGGUGCAACGCCAGAAGAAAAAGUGGAACCGUUAUCGCCGGACCCCACUGUCAGUGUCGCAGCAAAAACUGCGUCUGUCCAGGAGCUGGCGCCCCCUGGUGGUCGGAGUAGGGAGCUGUCGGAAGACCCCCAGCCCUUCUCAGCCUUCCUGACAGACCGCUUUGGCCGGCAGCACAGAUACCUGCGCAUCUCUCUGACCGAGAAGUGCAACCUGCGGUGUCAGUACUGCAUGCCCGAGGAGGGGGUGAAGCUGACGCCCCGCUCGCAGCUGCUGUCCACGGCCGAGGUGCUGGCCCUGGCCCGGCUCUUCGUGCAGGAGGGCGUGGAGAAGAUCCGCCUCACCGGAGGGGAGCCGCUCAUCCGCCCCGAUGUCGUCCACGUCGUGGCUGAACUGCGCAAACUGCAAGGCCUGAAGACUAUCGCCGUGACAACGAACGGCAUGAACCUGGCACGGCUGCUGCCCAGCUUGAAGGAGGCUGGCCUGGACCUCCUCAACAUCAGCCUGGACUCCCUGGUGCCCGCCAAGUUUGAGUUCAUCGUGCGCCGGAAAGGUUUCCACAAGGUGAUGGAAGGUAUCGAUAAGGCCAUUGAGCUGGGCUACAACCCUGUGAAGGUGAACUGUGUGGUGAUGCGGGGCCUCAAUGAGGAUGAGCUGCUGGACUUUGUGGCCCUGACGGAGAAGAAGCCGCUGGAGGUGCGAUUCAUCGAGUACAUGCCCUUUGACGGCAACAAGUGGAACUUCAGGAAGAUGGUGAGUUACCAGGAGAUGCUCGACCGAAUCAGACAACGGUGGCCUGAUCUGGAGAAGCUGCCUGCUGGAGAGACUGACACAGCCAAGAUAUUCAAGGUCCCUGGGUUCCAGGGGCAGGUAGGCUUCAUCACCUCCAUGUCUGAGCACUUCUGCGGCUCCUGCAACCGGCUGCGUGUCACUGCUGAUGGCAACCUCAAGGUGUGCCUGUUUGGUAAUGCAGAGGUGUCUCUCAGGGACUGUCUGCGCUCAGGAGCCUCAGAGGAGGAGCUGCUGCAGAUCAUUGGCGCUGCGGUGGGCAGGAAGAAGCAGCAGCACGCAGGCAUGUUCAGCAUCUCCCAGAUGAAGAACCGGCCCAUGAUCCUGAUCGGGCUUGGGAUGCAAAGGCUCUUGGUGCUGCACUGUUUCUCUGUCUCCAGUCUCCGAGGCUCCGAAGGGGCGCUGUCAACACUUGCCGAAUUCAACCCGACCGCAGCUGUUCAACUGCAUCUGUACCCCUGUUUCCACCAAGUAUCCCCAGCAUUGCUCACCACACCGAUCUCUCUCCCUAUUACAGACCAUAUGGUUAAGGCAGACAUUGGGUGCCUUAACAGCAAUAGUUUCUGCACUAAGCAAUUCCUACACUGUGAGGAUUGGGCAAUUGGGCACCCCGGAGAGUUCUGGGUAAUUUCUCGUGUACCAGACAGUGGUACUCACUCUCACACGUAUUCCUGGAACCAGGACGUGACUUUUGGGAAAGACCUUGGACUCGGUGAAGCUGGCAGAGAGGCUUUGGCCGCAGCAGGGUGGGGUUAUGACAAUCUGACAGCAGGAAGCCACAGAUUCUCCUGCCUGGAAACUGACAAAGCUGAGUCAGGCACACGCACAAACAGUAGCAGCCUGAGAGCUCACCUCCAGGAAGACAGAAGCCCUUUUAAUAGAAGUCAGAUCCGCACCAUCUUUACUGCAAGCCCUAGCAAAAGGAGAGAGGUCAACCCUUGUUUAGGAAAGACAGUGAGGAGCCCCUUCUGUCACAAAACGCAUAGCAAUGCCAAAAAUGGACUCCCGUGGCUCUGUUGCAGCACUGAAAGGAAAAUCCACAGAUGGGCACAUGUGAUCCAAACCAGGACACACCCACGUCUUGCCACGCCCACUCCGGCUGUCCCACAUGCUGAAGGACCACGAGCGCUGCUCACGUCAGGGGUGCAUGGGCCUUCUGAUCACCUGACCCACACUGAUGCCCAGGGCCGGGCCUCCAUGGUGGAUGUGGGCGGGAAGCCUGUCAGUCGGCGCACAGCUGCAGCCAGCGCUACCGUUCUCCUGGGAGAGAAGGCAUUCUGGCUAGUGAAGGAGAACCAGCUGGCCAAGGGCGACGCCCUGGCGGUGGCGCAGAUCGCCGGCAUUAUGGCCGCCAAGCAGACCAGCGCCCUGAUCCCGCUGUGCCACCCGAUACCGCUGGACCGCGUGGCCGUUUCUCUGGAGCUGGUGGAGCCGGGGUGGCGCGUCGUCGUCACGGCGACCUGCGUGGCCAGCGGGCGCACGGGCGUGGAGAUGGAGGCCCUGACUGCUGCCUCCCUGGCUGCCCUCGCCCUCUACGACAUGUGCAAGGCCGUCACCCGCGACAUCGUCAUCCAGGACGUCAGGCUGCUCAGCAAGACUGGGGGGCAGAGAGGAGAUUACCACCACGCCGUCCGACCCCAGUGACCCGGAUUAAUCGGAGCAGGAGGACGAUCCACCCUCGCACAGCACAGAGCACGAGAGACAGCGCUGCAGCAUCACUUGCGCAGCACUUAAGCCCCAACCCUUUAUGGUGAAAUGGCGCAGUCAGGUUCUGAAUAUUGGCACUGUGAUCACGACCUUCAGAUUUCCAAACUAGGCACACAGAUGAGACUAGUACGAGGCUGUACUGUAAAGUCUGAACUGAUGCUUUUUGCAUGUCUGCACUUUGGUGGUUGCUGAGGGAUUGCAUGGUUGUCCACAAUUUCUAAAAGAGGAGAUUGCCACAUUGCUUAGAGACUUGAGCGCUGUUAUAAGCCCAGGGAAAACUGCACCGCAUACCUCUUGGAAGUGAUGCUCCAUAGGAACAGUGCUUCCAUAUACAAGUAGUGCUUCUCCUGGUUCACACAACUUCUACGCAGGAUAUUUCAAUGAGGGAUGGAAAUAAUAGGAUCUAGGGUCUGAAAGGACUGAGGGGCAAUUGUUUAUAAAUGUGAAACUAUGCCCCCUGUACCCCAAAAGGGGACGUUUUCCAUCAUCAAGGUAUUCAUGGGUGCAGCUAGCUUAUUCACACUAAGUGCUGUACUGCUCAUCAUGCCAUUUCUGUACUGUUGUCUUGUUCACCCUGAAACUGAACUACCUUGUAAUUCCUCAUUUAUUAACAGACCACAGAGCUUCGUAAGCCAAGCUCAAAUCACAGCAGCUGACCCCUUAGCAGCUGUCACUGGUUCUCUCUACCGUUUCACCAAGAACUGUGCUUUCAGAGUUGCCCUUCUUCUGGACUAUCCUAAACUAGUGAUUUCCCCCUGAAGGCCCAUAUUGUUCUCGAACGUCUGUACAGCUCCCAGAUUAAUCUAAGCUAACGGCAGAUAACUCUGUAAAAAAAACAGUGAUGUGGUUAGUGUGACGUUACAGGUUAGAGGUUUUUCUGCUUCUGUAAGUUCUGCACCUCGGCUUUUUGUUUCGUUCUGCCCACCUGAUGUGUAGCAGCUGUGCGUUUUUCACGUUUCAGUUCGCAGCCAUGAACCUCCACAACCACACACUGGUUAGUGAGGAAGUGUGGGUAGAUACCUCCUCCCUCUCACCUUUGAGCUCAUUUGUUUUUAACACAACGCUUGCAGCAUCGCCUGGUACUGCAGGUUCAAUUCCGACUGGAGGAGAGGUGUGUCCCUCACCGACCGCACUGCAUGCAGAACCCUGGCUGUCUGAUCCCACCCUACCCCUGGCACUGCUCAGCCCAGUUGUGCACUACCACCUGGAGAAUACCAGUCACAGUCAGCUAGUGCUCUGACCCAAUCUCUCUCGAACCCUGAUCUCAGAGCUCAACCUGCAGUCAGUGAAGCACCCUUAUUGCCCAAGACACUCGGGAGGGGGGGCAGCUAUACAGUUGGCUUGUGACCUUACGCACCCUCAAACUCUUGACUACAGAGUCCUUUCAGAGGUCCAGUUACCCAGUCAGCUAGUGACAUGAACAGUCUCAAACUGUGCUCAGGCGAAUGCUUUGUACGUUGAUUAUUAAAGUUGUGCUUCGUUACUGACAUGCAGUAGGCCAUUUACUGCCUUUCUUCUGUAAACCUGUAUUAAAAUGCAGAUCUGGCUCCGCUAUCCAUCCCAUCGCACAGGCCUGGAUGACAUCUCUGUUUUCACACAUGAAGGGAAGUGGAUAUUUUUGGCCAAAUUUGUGUUUUAUGGUAACUUGCUGGAGAUCUGGUUUGUUAUUUUCCAUGUAUUUCUAGGGAACUGGGAAAAUGAAAAACAUUUGGUCUGUUUUUUAAGCAUGACAUGACAGUCUUAGAGAACAGUUCUGUCCUUGAGGGCCAAAAUUCUGCAUUUUUCUGGAAUAUAAUAAAACGUGCCAACUACUUCAAGCAGGGAAAAUAAGUCAAACAGUUCUAAAUUGUUUCAAGCCAGUUGAGGCUUGUGAGAGUUUUCACAUAUAUGAAGCCUUGGGAAAAUGUUAAAAUCUUUUAACUGUAUCAACUGUUACCCCAUCAUAUUUGUAUUACAACCCUUCUCCCUACGUGGUUUUCAAGGGAAACAGUGGUAUGCAUUGAGGGGAUAUUAUAUCAUCUUCUGACCUGUCUGAAGCCACAUGUGCGCUGUAGAUCUCUGGAUCUGGACUGGGGUCAUUGUCCUGGUCUCCUGACGUGGCUUGAGAGAAUUUUGAACAGACCUGCUGUUGUACGUGACAGAAUAAAAAUAGCUGAAAGGAGAGACAGCAUCAUCUAGAAUAGCCAGUAGACCACACGUAGAGUGUGGGCUCUUAAACCCCCAUUCGUGGGAAUAACGUGGCUGGACUGGGACUAUAAAAUCCUCUCUAAUACUGUUGCAUUUCGGGGCACUGUGGGAAAUACACCUCGUAUGCAGGUCUCCUUCAGUGAUCUCCGGAAGUGGCCAUUAUCAUUGCAAUUAAACUCAUCCCAAACCUUCACUGGACUGCGUUCUGACAUCCCUACAGCCCCGUGUUGGAAAUUCGAAACCAGGAAGAGCUGCAGUGCUGUAAGCAUAGAUGCCAAGAGAACUAGUGGCUCAUGAGCCUGUGCUUUAUUACAUAAAGGGGACUUUACCCUUCACCUUCCCAAAUCGAACAGAUCGGGUCAGGUCUGCUCGCAGUCCACCCCCUUUGCUCCAUCGUUCCAGCGUGCUCAUCUUACCUGAGGGCUGUGCCUCUGGCCCGUCACACACCCCUCAUUCCCAUUCUUGGGAGCUGAACAUCCGAUGGACUGAUCCAUGUAUCCUUGGAUAACUAGACUUCAGUCCAACCGUUGCUUUGUUGGGAGUUGUUAAUACCAUAGGCUGGAUUCUGACUACAAAUUGCUGUAACGCUGAUAUAAUCUGUGUAUUGUGGGGGAUAUGCCUUGUUUGUCACUAACCUUAUCUCAAACCUUCACUGAAUUGUGCUGUGACUCCUUGCAUCCCUGCAGGUCGAACUUUUUAUUCAGUUUUUAUUCAGUAUUUUUUUUUACUUCAGUAAAGUAUGUUUCUGGAAGUUGAAAACUAUGCAUAUUGGGACGUUAUCAUAACCUGGUUCAGGUUCAGGCAUGAUAGUUCUUCACAUUAUUUAGAUAAUCCCCAUUGGAAAGCAUCUAAAGUUUUUUUUUUUAAAUGUGAUCAAAAUACUUUUUGAGAAAUGGAAUGCUUUUGCAAAUUCAUGUCAAGAACUCUUAACUGUGGUUGAUGUUUGGACUAUCUUCUCUUCACAACUGUCUUUUACAAAACUGUUUUUUAGGUGAUUUGCACAAUAAGCUAAAUGCAAACAAAUGCAAGGGCAGUUGAGCAUUAAGAAGUCACUAGCUGCCGUUUUUGACUCUGAUAAAGUGACAGAUUGCCCUUUUCAAGUAUAGCAAUGAAGGACAGGGUGUAUUUAAGGAUAUGCAUUGCUCAAUGUUUUGACUAUCGGAGUGAAAUUCCACAUUUCAGUAUUUAUUGCAACAUUUUACACACAUUUUAGAUGUGCUUGACAAGCUCUUCAUAUUGUAAAUCUUUGGGGUGGACUUAAAUCAUUAAUUUAGCAGGUCCUGUGCUGCAGCAUUUCAGGAAUGUUUUCUUAGUAAAGUUCAGCUCUUCUGCUUCUCUUUUUGAAGUUUUUUGCGAUAGUAAUUCCAGGUUUAAUGCUAAAAAAAUCACUGAACACAUCCCAACUACUAUUCUUUAGUGCAAUUUUGAGGGAAUGUCAAAUGCCUCAGAAUUUGUAAUCUACUGUAAUGUUUAUUCUGUAUUUUUGUAUUGUAAUACCAUACUUUAUGACAGAUGUAUUUGACUUGCAAUGCUAUGUUUGUAUACCUCAGUGACAAUAAAGGAAACACUAAUAUGUCCUUGCA